AUGGAGGCGGUGCAAGUCGACAAUGAGGAGACGUCGGCGUCUGCCCUGGAGCUAAACCUCCUCGGCGCUCUUGGCGUUGAGGAGGAGAAGGGAAAGGCCAUGUCGAGCCAGGCGGCCGGGCCGUCGGUGGCGGCAGCCGGAGGCGGCGCUUCUCGCCGCAUGUUCAAGUGCAACUAUUGCCAACGCAAGUUCUACACGUCGCAGGCGCUAGGCGGCCACCAGAACGCACACAAGCGCAAGCGCUCCCUCGCCAUGGGCAUUGCCGCGGGGCGGGGUACCGGCCCUGGCGGCCCCCUAGUGCCGCACCACUUCCGCUUCCCCAGCGUCUGGCCCUAUUCCGCCACCGGAAGGUCGUUCGUCGGCGCCGCGACGCCGUUCUACGGGAUGCACAUGCACUACAACUGCCCAGGAUGGGGCCCGGCGGCCCAGCCGUCUUUGGCUGGGCUCACCCAUCACGCUGGCGCCAACCAGCCGAUGUACCGGGCGGAGGCCGGCUAUGGCGCGCCUCUCAGGGCUCCCAUCUCGGGCUUCCCUGACGCUGCGCCGGCGAUGACCGCGAUCCAGUGGGCCGGUGGCAGCGGCAGUGGCAACGGUGGCGAUCAUAACGUUAGUGAAGUGAAGCAAGAUGAGGAAGUCGCCAGCAAGAUAGACUUGACUCUCAAGCUCUAG
Messenger RNA from Aegilops tauschii subsp. strangulata, 669 nucleotides. The record is from RefSeq and is a predicted model, not a curated record. NCBI's taxonomy places the organism in Eukaryota, Viridiplantae, Streptophyta, Magnoliopsida, Poales, Poaceae.